AUGGCAAGCAAUAUUGCUGAAAAUUACAUUCAAGAAAUAGUGAUAGUAGAGAUUCUCUCGAGACUGACUGUGAAAUCAUUGUUGCGGUUCAGAAUUGUUUGCAAAUGUUGGUACACUCUUGUCAAGAAUUCUAAUUUCAUUAGUAAACACCUCCAUAGCCACAGCAAUACUCGUCUGCUUAUGCAGCGCUACACAUACAAAAUCCAAAAAUAUGCUUUGGCCUCAUUUCCUUAUGAAAAAAUUUCCAUCACACCUUCUCUAUUUGAUGAUCUUGAUAAACUUGGAAUACCCAGAAUUCUAUGUGUUAACGGUCCUUUUCACGGAAUAUUUUGUGUCUGGGAUCGUCUCCACUUAGCUCUUUGGAACCCUUCUUUGAAAGAAUUCAGGUCUCUCCUUGUACCUCAACCCAAAAUUCCAUCCACUUACACAGCCUACUGUUUUUAUUCUGGAAUGGGGUUAGAUCCAAUAACCAACCAUUAUAAGUUGGUUUGGAUUCGAUUAUUCUGGGAUGAGAUAAAUGAUGAUCCAUACAUUCCUACAGUUAUUGCAAUAUAUACCUUAAAUACUCAUUCUUGGAAUCUCUUCGAAGUUGAUGUGUUUGGAAAAGGUUACAUACACGAGUGUAUGUGUAACACAUACAUGGAUGGAGUUCAUUACUGGUUGACCAGUGACGAUGAUAACAACUAUGUUCUCUUUUCAUUUGACAUGAACAGUGAAAUUUUCCAUGAAACGCGGACACCUCCAGAUAUUCCCAAAUCUCAAUUGGGAGUUCUUUCCAUGUGUAAUGAUUAUAUUGCUAUGUUUUUCUACAACCCAAGUGAAGUAGUUGAGAAAGACUUCGAUAUAUGGUUGAUGAAGGAGGAGGGGAGUUGGACAAAACGAUUUACAAUCGGACCAUUUCGAGAUGUAGAUUCACCUCUAGGAUUCUGGAUAAAUGGAGAUGUUUUAUUCGAAACAGGCACAGCACAACUAGUUUUUUACUAUCCUGAUUGUCAAGAAAUCAAGUAUGUUGGACCUUUUGGAAAUUACUGUUCGGUUCAUGUUUGGGUCUACAAGGAGAGCCUAGUUGCAGUAAAAGGAGAAAAUGAAUGCUGGGAAGAAGAUGUUUGGUCAAUCACUUCAGUGAAUGAUGCUGAAGCUUCGCCGACCACCGGAACAGCCAUGACCAACUCCAUAGCUGCCGUCGAUGAGCCCUUACAUUUUUUAGCUCUCUGCCAUGAUUCUGCCGCCGCCGACCACGUCCGUGGUGGUGACGAUGGGUUCAUGGUGGCCGUCAAUGGAGCAAAGUGA
Cornus florida is the source of this 1290-nucleotide messenger RNA. Its product is annotated as putative F-box protein At3g10430. The transcript is spliced from 3 exons. NCBI's taxonomy places the organism in Eukaryota, Viridiplantae, Streptophyta, Magnoliopsida, Cornales, Cornaceae. The record is from RefSeq and is a predicted model, not a curated record. The coding region runs from base 1 to 1290 and encodes 429 amino acids. Gene Ontology annotation, molecular function: protein binding.